Messenger RNA from Neoarius graeffei (lesser salmon catfish), 893 nucleotides. RefSeq names its product peptidyl-prolyl cis-trans isomerase NIMA-interacting 1-like. Gene Ontology annotation, molecular function: peptidyl-prolyl cis-trans isomerase activity; protein binding. Gene Ontology annotation, cellular component: cytosol; nucleus. The record is from RefSeq and is a predicted model, not a curated record. The coding region runs from base 108 to 578 and encodes 156 amino acids. The transcript is spliced from 4 exons. NCBI's taxonomy places the organism in Eukaryota, Metazoa, Chordata, Actinopteri, Siluriformes, Ariidae.
GAGGCGGAAGUGCAGUGGGAUAAAAACGCUGUCUGUGAGGGGAGUGACUGUGUGCAGCUGCAGUUAGCAUCAGUCCACUGUUUUAGAAAAAAUAAAAGAACAAAAACAUGUCCGAUGAUGAUAAAUUACCGCCCGGGUGGGAGAAGCGCAUGAGCCGGAGUUCAGGCAGGGUGUACUACUUUAACCACAGCACGAAUGCGAGUCAGUGGGAGCGGCCGAGUGGGGUUGGCGGUGCAGCGGUGGACAAGGUGCGCUGCUCUCACCUGCUGGUCAAACACAACCAAUCACGCAGACCGUCAUCAUGGAGACAGGAGAACAUCACACGCACCAAAGAAGAAGCUGUGCAGCUCAUACACAGGUAUAUAGAACAGAUAAAGUCUGGUGAGGAAGACUUCGAGACGUUGGCAUCCCAGUUCAGUGACUGCAGCUCCGCACGCAACGGAGGAGACCUUGGCCUGUUCGGCAAGGGUCAGAUGCAGAAGCCGUUUGAAGACGCCUCAUUUGCGCUGAAGAUCGGAGACAUGAGCGGUCCGGUGUUCACUGACUCCGGUGUUCACAUCAUCCUGCGUACAGGAUAAAUCUCAUCCCUCCCUCCCUCCCUCCCUCCCUCCAUCAGUCCGUCUGUGUCUUUUAUUCCAUUAUACAGAAAAGUCCAUGGACUUCAAUCCAACACACACCACACAAUCACUUUCAAACUGUUUACAAUAAAACACCUGUAAUAAAAUAAAGAGUAGAAUAAAAUUGUCUGCACUGAACAGGCCUGAUAUCAGACUUCAUAUUUCAUCAAAGCCCUGAUUCUUUUUCCUGCUGUGUCUCUCAUUACCUUCAUCCUGGACACGAUGUCGAACCUGCAGCGAUGGAUAAUGACCAAUAAAAUGAUCACAUGAUGAAUA